AUGAUUGAGGAAGGCGAUAAGGUAAUGGUCUGUGUUUCUGGUGGGAAAGACAGUUACACCUUGCUUGAUAUUUUGUUGCAAUUUAAACGUAUUGCACCGAUCAACUUUGAUGUUGUCGCAGUGAACUUGGAUCAAAAGCAACCUGAUACUUAUAGCAUCACCAAGCGUUUGACACCUGAAGGGAAAACUUACUGUGCAGUGUGUUCACGUUUACGCCGUGGUUCACUCUACGGUUUUGCGCAAGAGAUUGGUGCGACCAAAGUGGCAUUGGGCCAUCAUCGCGAUGAUAUCAUUGCAACGUUCUUCUUGAAUUUAUUCCAUGGUGGUAGCUUAAAAGCGAUGCCGCCAAAAUUAUUGUCUUCGGAUAAAAAGAACAUUUUGAUCCGUCCUUUGGCUUAUGUCGAAGAAAAAGACAUCAUCAAAUAUGCUGAAAUUCGUAAAUUCCCGAUUAUUCCAUGUAACUUAUGUGGUUCUCAGGAAAACUUACAACGUGCCAUGUUAAAUGACAUGCUACGUGGUUGGGAUAAACAAUAUCCAAAACAUGCAGAUGGCAACACAGAGCUUGCUUUAGACGGCGGAAAAAUCGUCAAAGGUAGUUCUGCAAAUGCGAAAACAACAUUGAACAUGGAUGCUGAAACACUUCGUAAAGUAUUCUUAGAAUUUGAUAUGGCUGCUGCUAUGCAAGCAUUUAUGACAGGCAAAAUCAAAGUUCAAGGUGAUAUGUCUCAAUUGAUGGCUUUACAAACAGCCAAGCCAAGCCAAGAGCAAAAAGAUUUAUUUAAGAAAGUAUUAGAGCAAACUGCUUAA
Molecule: messenger RNA, 807 nt
Organism: Oppiella nova
Lineage: Eukaryota; Metazoa; Arthropoda; Arachnida; Sarcoptiformes; Oppiidae
Source: the annotation of a GenBank genome assembly